Molecule: messenger RNA, 1836 nt
Organism: Morus notabilis
Lineage: Eukaryota; Viridiplantae; Streptophyta; Magnoliopsida; Rosales; Moraceae
Product: UDP-glucuronate 4-epimerase 3
Exons: 1
Coding region: 192-1526 (444 amino acids)
Source: RefSeq, a predicted model, not a curated record
ACAGAGUCUGAGAGGAGAGAAGAAUCAAACCAACUCCUCAAAAUCCCCAAUUUCCCUCCAUUCUCUUCUCUCUCUUCCCCAAAAGGAAAAAUUAAAACCCCCUUUUUAUUUUCUCUCCAACCAAAAAUCCCAAACCCUAAAAGAAAAUUUCGGAAUUUUUGGGGAUUUUUCCUAGCGGAAGUGGCUAAUCAAUGUCACAAUUGAAGACGAUCUCUCACAUCGACGGCGUCGGAGUCCCGUCGACGCCGGGGAAGUUCAAGCCGGACAAAGUGCCGCCGUUUUUUCACCGUCUCCGGUGGUUCCACGUCUCCAUCUCCAGGCUGACCCUCUGGUCCUCCUUCUUCGUCGCCUUCAUCGUCGUCUACUACCUCUUCUCCUCCCCUUCUCCCUAUUCUCCUUCGUCUUCUCGCCGAUCCCUCGGCGUCUCCUAUGGCGGAAAGGACUGGGAGCGCCACGUCACCCGCUCUACCAGGCGGCAUUCAUCGAAAUCCGGCGGAGGAGGCCUCACCGUGCUCGUCACCGGCGCCGCUGGUUUUGUCGGAACUCAUGUCUCGAUCGCCUUGAAGCGGCGCGGCGAUGGAGUCCUAGGGCUUGAUAACUUCAAUGACUACUACGAUCCGAGCCUGAAGCGUGAUCGUCAGAAGCUUCUGGAGCGAUCGGGGAUCUUCGUCGUGGAGGGAGACAUCAACAACGCCGAGCUCUUGUCGAAGCUCUUCGAGGUCGUGGCGUUCACGCACGUGAUGCACCUGGCGGCUCAGGCUGGUGUACGGUACGCAAUGCAAAACCCUAGCUCUUAUGUUCAUAGCAAUAUAGCUGGGUUUGUGAAUCUGUUGGAGGUCUGGAAGUUGGCGAAUCCGCAGCCGGCGAUCGUCUGGGCGUCGUCGAGUUCGGUUUACGGGCUGAAUUCGAAGGUACCGUUCUCGGAGAGGGACCGGACUGAUCAGCCGGCGAGUCUCUACGCGGCAACGAAGAAGGCCGGUGAAGAGAUUGCUCACACCUAUAACCAUAUCUACGGGCUUUCUAUUACUGGAUUGAGGUUUUUCACGGUUUAUGGACCUUGGGGAAGGCCAGACAUGGCGUAUUUCUCUUUCAGUAAGAAUAUUCUUAAGAGGAAGCAGAUCACGAUCUUUGAAGCGCCUAAUCAUGGGACUGUGGCGAGGGAUUUCACCUACAUUGAUGAUAUAUUGAAGGGCUGUUUGGCGGCUUUGGACACGGCGAAGAAAAGCACCGGGAGUGGCGGGAAGAAGAGGGGCAAUGCUCAGUUGAGGGUCUUCAAUUUGGGGAAUACUUCACCGGUGCCGGUGACACAGCUUGUGAGGAUAUUGGAGAAGCUUUUGAAGGUGAAGGCCAAGACGAAGGUCUUGCCUCUGCCGAGAAAUGGAGAUGUGAAGUUUACUCAUGCCAAUAUAAGUUUGGCCUACAGAGAACUUGGGUAUAAGCCCACAACCGAUUUGGAGACUGGAUUGAAGAAGUUUGUGCGUUGGUACCUCAAUUACUACCAAAAUUCCAAGAAGAGUUCCUGGUGAAUUCAAAGAUAUGGGUUUAUUGAUUGCUUGUUAUCUCAUUCCAUUUGCCAGCUUUGCUCAAUUGCUUUAUCAUACUCGUGAUAUUGUCAUGAAAAGAUUAAUGGUGUCCUUAUACGGAUUAGUUUGCUGUUUGAGGGCACUGGGUUGCAGGGGGAUACUUGAUAAUCUCUAUCAAAGGAAAAUUGGUGGGAUCUUUGAUUGUUUUUCUACAUGUUGCUUCUUUAAGAUGUCAUUUCUAGCUUAGAAGAUGUACAUACAGUUCAUGACUGAUAGACCACAAUGAUAAUGCUGAUUGGUGGAUUAAUUUUUA